This is a messenger RNA of Mizuhopecten yessoensis (Yesso scallop), 960 nucleotides long. Its product is annotated as peptidyl-prolyl cis-trans isomerase B-like. The transcript has 5 exons. Gene Ontology annotation, biological process: protein peptidyl-prolyl isomerization; protein folding. Gene Ontology annotation, molecular function: peptidyl-prolyl cis-trans isomerase activity. NCBI's taxonomy places the organism in Eukaryota, Metazoa, Mollusca, Bivalvia, Pectinida, Pectinidae. Bases 103 to 726 code for a protein of 207 amino acids. Gene Ontology annotation, cellular component: intracellular membrane-bounded organelle. The record is from RefSeq and is a predicted model, not a curated record.
CUGGCCCAUGUGUUGCCACCACACUUCCGGUACUAAAUUGAAACCAACAAACUGAAGCCCCGGGAAGUUGUCGCCGCUCUGCGUCGAAGGAAAUUUGUAGUUAUGGCAGGGGCAGGGAUUGGAUGUGUCUUAUUGUUCCUUUUACCAGCUUUAUUGUCAGCUGGCAAAGCGAAGGGACCGAAAGUAACCGAUGUUGUAUUCUUCGACAUAGAAAUUGGGGGCGAAAAAGCUGGAAGAAUUGAGAUUGGUUUGUUUGGUAAAACUGUACCAAAAACUGUUGAAAAUUUUAAGAAAUUGGCAACGGGUUCAGAGGGGAAGGGACUAUCAUACAAAAAAAGCAAAUUUCAUCGAGUUAUUAAAGAUUUCAUGAUUCAGGGAGGAGAUUUUACAAAAGGUGAUGGAACUGGAGGCAGAAGUAUCUAUGGAGAAAAGUUUGCUGAUGAGAACUUCAAGCUGAAGCAUUAUGGCGCUGGAUGGUUGUCAAUGGCUAAUGCUGGCAAGGACACAAAUGGAUCCCAAUUUUUCAUUACCACUGUCAAGACAACCUGGCUAGAUGGCAAACAUGUUGUUUUUGGAAAAAUUGUUAAAGGAAUGGAUGUUGUUAGGAAAAUUGAAUCCACCAAAACUGUAGCCAAUGAUAAGCCUAAACAGGAUGUUGUGAUCGCCGAUUGUGGUGCCAUCGACACAGAGGGAUAUACUGUAGAAAAGGAGGAUGCAAAAGAUUAGUAACAUACCAAUUCCAUUUGUUUUUGUUUCUUAUUUACAUGUAUUUCAAUACUAAACGUUGUUCACUUAAAGUUGUUUGUAAUAAGAAUUUUCUUUUUAUUUGGAAAAAUUGUGUUGUUUUGACUACCAGGUGUACAUCAUUGAAAAAAAGGAGAUAAUAUUUGUACAAUAAGUUCAUCUUUGUAACGUUUUGAUGAUAUUUGAAAUAAAGAUACCUAAUCAUUUGUAUACCAA